AUGAUUCGUAGGCCUCCCGUUCUGUGUCCGGGCGGAGCCGGUGGGCCAUGCUUGGGCGGUGGACUCUACGCUCGGCCUAGGCACCACUACAUCUACUCGAUACGGGAGGCGAUCCGAACCAAUGUCAAGAACAAUACUCGUCAUACGUGCCUCACCGCUUCGUGCGUCGAUGAGACAACUCUCCGACGAAACAGGCCGGCAUGUCCGGCGGAUGCGACGCGUCGCAAAGGUGGGCAAGGGAUGAAACAAGCCCUGAAACCCGUGGGGAACGGGAUCGAGCUGACUAAGGUGGUGUUGUUUCGACGCCGCUCGCUUUCUGCUCUUUUGUCAUCUCGUCUGCCAUUUGAAUCCAGCCCAGCCCAGUCAUUCAUUCCGUGGACCCUUUGCGACUCCCUGGUAAGUAAUACACCACCCCUUGCCCCUGCUGAACACGUCGGGCCGACGCCGGCCAUUGACCACCCUCCGGCCCCCAACCGCCAUCUCUUCUCAUUUGCACACGCCAUCAACACUAAUGCAAUUCCCGGCUGA
Molecule: messenger RNA, 528 nt
Organism: Penicillium lagena
Lineage: Eukaryota; Fungi; Ascomycota; Eurotiomycetes; Eurotiales; Aspergillaceae
Exons: 1
Coding region: 1-528 (175 amino acids)
Source: RefSeq, a predicted model, not a curated record